Messenger RNA from Manacus vitellinus (golden-collared manakin), 3431 nucleotides. It is a transcript of the gene POMGNT1, whose product is annotated as protein O-linked mannose N-acetylglucosaminyltransferase 1 (beta 1,2-). Gene Ontology annotation, biological process: protein O-linked glycosylation via N-acetylgalactosamine. The transcript is spliced from 20 exons. The record is from RefSeq and is a predicted model, not a curated record. NCBI's taxonomy places the organism in Eukaryota, Metazoa, Chordata, Aves, Passeriformes, Pipridae. Bases 115 to 1866 code for a protein of 583 amino acids. Gene Ontology annotation, cellular component: Golgi membrane. Gene Ontology annotation, molecular function: beta-1,3-galactosyl-O-glycosyl-glycoprotein beta-1,3-N-acetylglucosaminyltransferase activity.
GGUGCUGUCCUCUUCCUGCUUGUGACUGUGAUCGUGAACAUCAAGCUGAUCUUGGAUACCAGGAGAGCUGCUUAUGAGGAGGAAGAGGAGUCUGCACAGGACUACGAUGAUGAGAUGCUGAAUGUGGAGGUCCCCAGGCACCCUGUCAACAACAAGAAGGUCCUGGAUGUCGAGGUGUAUUCCAGCCGGUCCAAGGUCUACGUGGCUGUGGAUGGGACAACGGUCCUGGAAGAUGAGGCUCGGGAGCAGGGAAGAGGGAUCCACGUCAUCGUCUUAAAUCAGGCCACGGGUCAUGUGAUGGCCAAGAGGGUCUUUGACACCUACUCUCCCCAUGAAGAUGAAGCCAUGGUACUUUUCCUCAACAUGGUUGCCCGGGGCCGAAUCCUGAUCUUCACCAUUAAGGAUGAAGGCUCCUUUCACCUCAAGGACACAGCCAAGAGUGUCCUGAAAAGCCUGGGGAGCCAAGUUGCGCCAUUCCUGAGCUGGAGAGACAUGUGGACAUUUGUGGGGAAGAAGGGAGGGGAAGUGUACGGGGAGAAGCACGCCAAGUCACCUGCCCUCUCGACGUGGGGUGACCCCGUCCUGCUGAAGACAGAAGUUCACCUGACAUCCGUGGAAGAUGCUGAGUGCCAUUGGCCCGACACGGAGCUGAACCGGCGCCGGAAGAGGUUCUGCAGCAAAGUAGAAGGUUAUGGCAGCGUCUGCAGCUGCAAAGACCCCACACCCAUCGAGUUCAACCCUGAUCCCCUCAAAGACAAUAAAGUCUUUGAUGUGCCUGUAGCUGUUAUUGCAGGGAACCGGCCCAACUACCUGUACAGGAUGCUGCGUUCCUUGCUGUCGGCUCAGGGCGUCAAUCCACAGAUGAUCACAGUCUUCAUCGAUGGCUACUAUGAGGAGCCAAUGGAUGUCGUGGAGCUGUUUGGCCUCUCAGGAAUACAGCACACUCCCAUCAGCAUUAAAAAUGCUAGAGUUUCCCAGCACUACAAAGCCAGUCUGACUGCAACCUUCAACCUGUUCCCGGAAGCUAAAUUUGCUGUGGUUCUGGAGGAAGAUCUUGACAUUUCCGUUGACUUCUUCAGCUUUCUGAGCCAAUCAAUACACCUUCUGGAGGAGGACGAGAGCCUGUACUGCAUCUCAGCAUGGAAUGACCAGGGCUAUGAGCACACAGCUGAGGACCCCUCACUCCUGUAUCGUGUGGAGACCAUGCCAGGCCUGGGGUGGGUGCUCCGGAAGAACCUGUACAAGGAUGAGCUGGAGCCAAAGUGGCCAACCCCUGAGAAGCUCUGGGACUGGGACAUGUGGAUGCGGAUGCCCGAGCAGCGGAAGGGCCGGGAGUGCAUCAUCCCCGACAUCUCACGCUCCUACCACUUCGGCAUCGUGGGGCUCAACAUGAACGGCUACUUCCACGAAGCCUAUUUCAAGAAGCACAAGUUCAACACAGUUCCAAAUGUCCAGCUUAAAAAUGUGGAGAGCUUGAGGAAGGAUGCCUAUGAGACUGAAAUUCAUCGGCUCCUGGGUGAGGCUGAGGUCUUGGACCACAGCAAGAAUCCCUGCGAGGACUCCUUUGUGCCCGACACGGAGGGCAAGGUCUACGUCAUGUUCAUCAGGAUGGAGCAGGAAGCAGAUUUCACCACCUGGACUCAGCUUGCCAAGUGCCUCCACAUCUGGGACCUGGACGUCCGUGGGAACCACAAGGGGCUGUGGCGGCUCUUCCGCAAGAAGAACCACUUCCUUGUGGUGGGGGUCCCUGCCUCCCCCUACUCGUCCAAGAAACCCUCAUCAGUGACUCCAAUCUACAUGGAGCCCCCUGCCAAGGAGGAGGGGGCAGUGGCAGUGCCAGCGGUUGCAGCAGCAGAGCAGACCUGAGACUGGCAGCUGGAAGUGAAGGGGACUGGGGGAAGACAGAGACCCCCACGGUGCAGAGCCAGAGUUGGCAGCAGCUCUCGGAGGCUGGUGACUGGAUACAGACUCCUGUUUUGGGCUGCAAAAUGAGAUCUUGGGCUCCCUCCAGCCCCCUGUUGUGGUCUCCCUCUCCCUUGCACAGGACAGGGUUAUUCCCUGUAGAUACGUCACCCCCAUCCCAGGAACUUCCGUUUUUUAACACAGACGCUUUACUAACGCUGCUCCUUUUGCCCCCUGGCUGGGCAAGGCUGGAGGAAGGAGAUGCUCAACUGGAGCCUAGAGGGGGCCUCAAGAAACACCUCUGCUCCCCAUUUUGGCCCCAAAGUGCUGAGAAGGCAGCAUGGUGCAAGUGCUGCAGCCUGCCAGCUGGGUGGUAUUUAUUAACUCUUGCCUGGCUGGCUCUGUGUGCCCCAUGGUGAUCACAGUGGUGAAAAAGGGAUAUUCCAGCAUCUCUUCUGUUACCUGCACGAUGGAUGCACCUUGAAGACUGUAUGCAGGGUUGGAUAUCUUCCUGCACAAUGGCUUUGUUUUGUGGGCUGCAGGCACUGGUGCAGCCCAGCUCACGGGCAAAAGGGAAUGCUGAAGAGGAGCUGGACCUGCUGUGGACACAUCGGGGACACCCCGUGCCCAACACGAGGGCUGUCAGUUCUGGAAGCUGGAGAUGACUGUAGAUGGAAGGGGAUCAGACUGUGCUGCAGCUCAGACCAUCCUCACCCACCUUCUCUGUGGGGAGCAGCCCUGCCCUCCGAGUCGUGGGAGAGGGGGUGAAAGUGCCUUGCAGAGCGAGAUGGGAGCAGCCACUGGCUGUGCCCCUGGCUGCAGGGGCAGGAUGGGCCAGAGUCCUCUGGAGUGAGAGAUGCUGCACUAUGACGUGGACCUUGCCUGUGGUACUGUACCCUGUCUCUCCCUCUUCCCUGCCCAGCUAUCUCCUGCUUCUGCUGAAGGCAGAGGGAAUUCCUUCUCCUGAAUCCCCACCCUGACUGUGGUACGUUGCUAGCAGGGAAGUUGUGAGCUGAUCUAGGAUGGGCAGCCUAGCUGUCCUGCUGUGGUACACUCCUCAUGCAGAGGGAGAGGGAGGAGGUUCCUGUCCCCCCUUCCCUGCCUUAGGAAGGACCCCAGGGUCCCCUCCUGUUCCCAGACACUUGGUACUAAUGCCCCUCUUGUACCUGGGGGGCAGUCCUGCUCCCCUUGCUCAGUACACCUCCCUAUCUCAUCCAUGCAGCAAGAGAUUGCUGCUCAGCCCUUUCCCUGAGGUCACAGGGGCUCUUCCCCUUCAUUUUUUCACUGUGAACUGAGCAUUGGGGUCUACAUACACUACAAACUAACUUAUUUAUUUAUUGCUUCUGGGAAGGGGGUGGAUAACAGGAAAGCAACAUGGAGAGCUGGCAGCCCCCAGCCUGUGCAGGAGCAGUCGUGGAAUGUUUGUCUCUUGUCCCCCUGGCCCCAUCCUCUGUUCCCUGCCUUCCUCCCUUGCCCACAAUAGGAAGGAAAAGUUGCAAACCAGGAAAAUCUCUUUGGCCAAGGUAGCU